This is a messenger RNA of Seminavis robusta, 5976 nucleotides long. NCBI's taxonomy places the organism in Eukaryota, Bacillariophyta, Bacillariophyceae, Naviculales, Naviculaceae. The record is from the annotation of a GenBank genome assembly.
AUGACCUCUGUCUUCCUUGUUGGACCCGUGGGGUGUGGGAGGUCAGAGCUGCUGGCAGACCGAAAAAGAUUUGAAUCCAUCCAUGUUGUGGAUGUGCUAUGCCAUGGCAACCUUCUCGAAAACAUCAGGAGGCAAGAAAUAGAGGAAAAGGCUCGUGAAGACCAAUCGUUUGUGUCCGUAGGAUCCCUGGUUGACGCCCUCGUAGAGGCUUCACGCAGGAAGAUCAUCAAAGUGCCAACUUGUCCACCCCAUCUCUCAACGGAAGAUGCCCAGAAUCUUCUUGUCCGACUAUUCAGGAGCAACAAGGAACACAGCAAAAAAAACCUUGGAAAGGUCCAGCGUGCAUGCUUGGGUACUCUGACACGGUACAGAAAGGCGCUCAAUGUGCUCGUACAUCCUGCCCGAGCUCAUGUCAUAGGCUCCAAUGCUGAAGUCGACCCUAUCCUGCAUCAAUACACUCAGGUAAUGCACCUGUUGCGGAUUCCGUUCGUGGAGAUGAAGGAGACCGAAGAAGAGGCUCGAGAUGAGAUGCUUCAAAGAGCCAUUUUUGACCACACAAUCCCGAGUCCCCUUGCUUCAUUGAAAUACUAUGAGACAAUCAGUAUGAAGAAGCAAGGCAAGUCGAAAGCCGGGAGGCCAUCCAAGGAUGAGCUCCUGGAGGCAAUCUAUAGAAAUAUCAAUUUGCCUUUUUACAUGCCCAUGAAGCAGAGAGACGGAGCCGACCGAUGGUAUGCUUUGAAGGUUCUGGAAUUCUCGGAGGCAGAGGUGAAGCAGAAAUUCGAAGAGGCAAAUGGCGCAGGUGGUCUCACUAAUCGCUUCCUUCAGAAGCGCGGUCGCAGCCAUGAUUUGUUCCUCGUGCAGUUCGAUGCACGCAUUGUUUCCGCUACAGUCUUCGAAGUGCUGCACGGCGGACUCUUCAUUCAAGGAGAGAUGUACAGCUUCCUUGGGUGCAGUUCAUCUGGCCUCAAGAUGAGGAAAGCCUAUCUUCUCCGCGGAACCGCGGAGCAAGCUGAGAAAGAGCGCGAGAUGUAUGGGAGCUUUGCCGAGCUCUCAACUGUACCAAAGCAGAUCGCUAGGUUCUCCCUUCUUCUUACGCAAGUUGUGCCAACUAAUGUGGUUCCUUCAAAUGUGGUGAACGAGGACGACGUUGAGCAUCGUGGAGCAAACUUCACUGACGGCUGCGGGAGCAUUAGCCCCGACCUCGCCAACAGAUUGUAUCAGCAAUCAAAGACUUCAUUAAGGAGAAGGUCUGACAGCUGCUUCCGUGAGACACCGAGUGUGUUCCAAAUCCGCUACCAGGGAUGCAAAGGCGUGGUCGUGAGGGACUCAAAGCUCCCUCCGGAAACCCUUGUAAUACGACCGUCGCAAAGAAAGUUUCAAACGAAAGAAUUUCCCCACAUCUGCGUAGCUGACUUCUCACGUCCAUACUCGUUCGGACAUCUGAACAGGCAGUUCAUCAUGCUUCUCUCCGGCCUUGGAGUGCCAGACCAUGUGUUCGAAAAGCUACAGAGAGACCACUUUGAUCGCAUAAGGAAUAUGCUGCAUGACAGGGAUUCGGCACUCUUGGUUUAUGAAUGGAAAAAUCGCAGCUCGUUGUUCACAGAGGACGGUCAAGACGUUCGUUCAGGGAGAGUCGAUCCACCAAUGCCUCCGUAUAUUGACUUGAAAAAGACUCAGUCUCGGCUGAUCGAGGAAAGCCCAAAGCUGAAGAUACUGGUGCCACAGUCGCGCACUCUUUUUGGUGUUGCAGAAACCCCCAAAUACAACGAAAAAGGACUCCUGACUCCGGGAAUUUUGCAACCUGGAGAAUGUCUGGUCAGAGUGACUAUGAAGGGAGGCACACCUGUUUCUUUGCAACACCAGAAAGUGAUCGUGAGCAAGAACCCCUGUUACCUCUUGGGAGACAUUCGUGUUCUCACGGCUGUCUCGUCUCACGAAAGGCCGCAGCUGAAAGAGCUGGAAAACGACCUUGUGGAUACGAUCGUCUUCCCUAUUGUAGGGGAUCGGCCCCACUCAGAAGAAAUCGCCGGCUCUGACCUUGAUGGAGAUCAGUACUUUGUGUGCUGGGAUGAGUCUCUCGUCCCACCGCUGCCCGUUGUCGACCCACACACAUACCCUGCCUUUGCCGGCAAGGCCAGCAAAAAGCAAGGUGGCCGUUCCACAGAAAUGGUUCGCUACUUUGCGUCUCAGAAUGUAGCAUCCUCGCUGACUGGUCGCGUGAACAACCUUUACCGCACAUGGGGUGAUCUCAAGGGCGUAACCUCAUCACAGUGCAAACGGUUGGGAGAACUAUUUGCGCGUGUUGUCGACAGCGCCAAGUCGGGGGAGAAGAUCAGGAUCGAUCCAGGUCUGAUCAUCAGCAAGGAAAGCAGGCCUGUUGCGACGGCAACUUCGAAAUACGUGUGGCAACGACUGGAAUUUGCUGCAAACGAGUUUGUUCAGGAGCGCGUUCAAAGAGGAGAUUUGCCCGUUGACACUGCCGAUAGUGGACAAGAAGAACAAACCACUGACGAUUCCGAUGAAGCCGUUGCCCUUGACGUCGACAAUCUCGAAACUUUCUUGAUGGAUCUGCUCAGUCGAGAUCAUUUAGCAAUGUCCGAGUUCACCAAGUUUGGCCUGAUAAUGCAGCAUCUUCGCGGGGACAUCAAAGCUUUUCUCUGCUCCCAAUUUGCUGCUCUCAUCGAUUUUGGCCGUUUCUCCUCUGAGGAACGUGGUGUGGCAGUACGGAAACACGGGGUGCCAACGGGCGUGCUGCAAAACCAAAUUCGAUUCUUUUCUAGGAUUGUUGGAUUCCGCACUCAAUUCCUCAAGAAACAUGAAUUGGAUGGCGAAGACACAAUAUGGAAAUUUCAUUGGCGCCCCGACAGUAAAAGAAGCCAUUGUCACUUCUCUUCAAUGAUUGCACAUGCCCUGCGAAAGAACACCGACGCCUUGAUGAUCCUGCAGCUGCCGGACUCGGUGGUACUCUUACUCCGGUUCACGCGCUCUGCCCUGAGAACUGAGGACAAGGCUCUGUUUCUAACUCAGGACGGAAGCAGUGGGUGCAGCGACCAGAAACUUCGAGGCUCCCUUGAUGUCAAAGCAGUUUUCAUAUCUAGUCAUUUUGGAUAUGUCGAGGAAUACGUUCUGAAGGACCCAAACUAUCGAAUUGAUCUCUCUGACAAGGGAAUGCAACUGUACCGAGGGAAACAAGCGGCAACGUUCGUGCACGUCAAGAUUCUUCAAGGUUCCCCGGGGACGAAGGAAUCGACUGAGGACGGUGUACCGAAACUGCAGAUAAGCGUCGACCUCACACGGUUCAAUCAAAGAGUGUUGGUCGGUUCGAGGCCUCAUCCACUUGUCAGAAAAUCUCCUGUCUUUGACAUGGAGAUGUUUGUUACCAACAAGAGGUCUGAUCAUAGCUCGCGUCCUGCUCGAAUCUCUCAUUUGGAUGUGCUCCUGGCGGACAGCGAGCCCUGGACGAAGGCAUGCUUCAGUCCUGACCAGCGGGUCGAAGGCGAAGACGACGAAGCAAUCUUGCGGCAUCUGCAGGCGACCGCCAUAGAUAUUUUGAAGACAAUCCGCGAGUUUUGCAGCGACAUGGAAUCCUCAUCAUCCCCAGAGGCCAUCCUACGAUUCAGAACCGACAUUCUGGAGCCUUCCCACCACCUCUUCGGGGUCGCUAAUGUGAUUCCUUCUGAGUUGUGGGAAAGCAUCACGUCGUUGUCCAUUGAGGUAUUCUCCAAGUACAUCCCUCAAAUUGAAGAUUUGACAGAGAAGCUUGCCACGUCUCUUGCUUUCAUGGCACUGCUCUCGGACCUGGGCGUUGAUACGCUGUGGGGCUUCCCUGAUCUCUUGGUGAUGGAAGGCAAAGACCUCUCACCAUACGUUUCGAAGUUGAUUGAAGUACUCCGACGGUGGGACCUGUGGUUGGCUUUCGGUGGACAGCAGAAACGAAAGGAAGUGCUGCAGUGGCUGGAGUCGGCAAUGGUACCGGUAGGCGGACUGGAUGAAGCUCGAGCCAAGUUUGCAUUUCAAAACGCAAUCGAGCAAGCGGAGAUCCUAUUGGAAGAGCUUAACAGUGGAAGUGAAGCGCUUCGAUCAAGUGCUUCUGUUUCUCGCAUCACGUAUCUUCGGAUGGAAACAGAACAGGGACCCACGAAGGAAAACAACCAGGAAAAGGGAAAGAAGAAACUGCCCAUUGUGUCUCUGCACAGUACCCAAGCGAUACCCGUAGGUGUCCGGUUUGCUACUGGCGAACACGUUUGCAUCUCGAAACAGCUUGUCGAGGUGAAGAAGAAAGGAGAGGAUCAACAUGACCAGGCUGCCAACUGGGCAAAGGACUACGAACACGAGUUCCCCGCACUCGAAGAUGCUCAUGCACAUACUGAUAACGCAGAUUGUUCCUCGUUAACAUCCAAGAGAGGUGGCUUCUGUGUUGGCCGUGUUGUUCACGUUUGCGACGCUCCAUUCUCUGUCAAAGUGAAACUAGUGGCUGCCAGCUAUGCAUCAACCGCUUGCACACCUGAGCUGAUCAAUCAGUGCCUUGAGAGUGAUUCUUGCCUAUACUGGGAACUCAGUAUGAUUCCCGCCAACGUCAUAACGCACAUGCGAAACAUGGACGCCAUUGCAGCUUUCUUGGAGUCUUCCACCGAACAAAAACUCUUUGUGGCACCCGAAAUUCUCCCACAUUUGAUGCCAGGAUUCCCCAGCACUCAAGAAGAAACUGCGCCCUUCCCCAACAAAGAACCGCAUCACGUGGAAGAUUUGGCCAAGCUCAACAGUCGACAAGUCGAAUCUGUUCGUCAGUCUCUCACGUCCCGAGUAAGCCUCGUUCACGGGCCUCCCGGAACCGGUAAAUCCACGACAGCGAUUCAUAUCAUGCGGGAGAUCUUGGCGACAACCGACCAUAGAAUCCUUGUAUGUGCAGAGACCAAUCUUGCUGUUGACAAUCUCGCUCUGAAGCUGAUGCGAGUCGGUCCACUGCCUUCGGGACAGGCAAUCCGAGUGGGAGGGCAAGACAAGGUACACCCCGACUUGGAAGGCAUUCACCUGGAAUCAUUGGUCAAGAAGAAGAAGGUAUCCAAAAAGUCCUUGUACUUCACAGAUGAGACGGACUUUUUCCUCUCACGCUACAAGAAAAUCAUUGCGGAUGUGCUGGGUGGAGCUCGCAUUGUAUUCACAACCUGCGCUGGUGCAGGAGAUCCAAGUCUUGUUGGCCACACGUUCGAGUCUGUGUUGAUGGACGAAGCUUCCAUGACAACUGAACCGGGAGGUCUUGUUCCAUUGGCACAUGGUUGCUGUCAUCUUGUCCUGAUUGGUGACCACAAACAACUUGGGCCUCAUGCAUUGGAUGGAAAGUGCGUAUCUCUUUUCGAGCGUCUCAGCCGUCAAGGAACUUCGAUUCCAGCUGCCAUGACCAUGUUGAAUCAACAGCACAGGAUGCAUCCUCGCUUGUGCGACUUUCCAAGCAAGACGUUUUAUAAUAGCGAACUUGAGACGGCUCCAGGCAUUGAAAAUGUGAGGCCCAUUCCUCAAGGUUCAAUUUUUCGUGGCCAGCCACUCCAAUUUGUGCAAGUUGAGAAUGGCAGGGAGCAGCGUCUCAAGAGUGGCUCCUGGUACAACGAGCCAGAAGUGAAUCGAGUCCUGGAAAUCGUGACGGAGCUUUCAAAAGAAGGACCAAAUCAAAUCGGCCUCGCCGAUAUCACCAUUCUCACUCCGUACCGAGCGCAGCUCUAUAAAAUCCAAGAUCGGCUCAAAAGCGUUUGGCGCGAUCCUCCAGAAGUUUGUUCCGUAGAUGGAUUUCAAGGACGGGAGAAUGAGUUCAGUGUCGUGAGUAGCGUUCGCUGUGGACAAUCCUUGGGCUUCUGCGAUGAUCCCCAGCGCGUCAAUGUCCUCCUGACUAGAGCCAAACGAGGCCUGAUUGUUCUGGGCGAUCGAAAUACCUUGACUCGAUCGAAGUUGUGGGAGAAUUGGCUCAAGGAGGCGUCUUGUUGA